UGGCUAUAAAAUGGGGGCGCCAUUGCCAAGAAUCCCAAGAACACCAGCCAGGAAUCAGAAGCCAGAAGCAGCAACGCUCGCUCUGAUUCUUUCUUUCCUCCUCGAGCUAGCAGGAAGUAGUUUUAAUUUUGGUGUGAUCGAUGGCGGCGAUGAUGGCGGUGACGACGAUGGUGACGAGGAACAACGCCGUCGGCGGCGGCGCGGUGGCGGUGGUGGACAGGAAGGGGUGGUUCGUCCCGGAGGUGUCGUUCCCGUGGAGCUCGGUGGAAGGGGAGUGCAUCAACAGCAGCAGCAAGAGGUUGGAGUUCCCUCGCCGGACGGCUGCGCCGCCGCUGUUCGCCAGCGUCGGGCUCAGCUUGCCGUCUGCGGCGAAGGGCCGGGACAACUGCGACGUCGCGCGGCAGCUCGCCGCCGCGGAGGCCGAGGAGGCGGCGGGGAAGAAGAGGCAGGGCAGGAAGAUGAAGGGCGGCGGCGGGCUGCUGUCGCUGAGGAAGGUGAGGGUGAAGAUCGGGAACCCGCACCUUCGCCGGCUGGUGAGCGGCGCCAUCGCCGGCGCCGUGUCGCGCACCUUCGUGGCGCCGCUGGAGACCAUCCGCACCCACCUCAUGGUCGGCAGCUGCGGCGCCGGCUCCAUGGCCGAGGUCUUCCGCUGGAUCAUGCGCACCGAGGGCUGGACCGGCCUCUUCCGCGGCAACGCCGUCAACGUCCUCCGCGUCGCCCCCAGCAAGGCCAUCGAGCAUUUCACCUACGACACGGCCAAGAAGUACCUCACCCCGGAGGACGGCGAGCCUGCCAAGAUCCCCAUCCCCGUCCCCCUCGUCGCCGGCGCCCUCGCCGGUGUCGCCUCCACCCUCUGCACCUACCCCAUGGAGCUCGUCAAGACCCGCCUCACCAUCGAGAAGGACGUGUACGACAACGUGCUGCACGCGUUCGUGAAGAUCGUGCGGGAGGGCGGGCCGGGGGAGCUGUACCGCGGCCUGGCGCCGAGCCUGAUCGGCGUGGUGCCCUACGCGGCCACCAACUUCUACGCCUACGAGACGCUGCGCCGCCUGUACCGCCGCGCCACGGGGCGCGCCGACGUCGGCCCGGCCGCGACGCUGCUCAUCGGGUCGGCGGCGGGCGCCAUCGCCAGCACGGCCACCUUCCCGCUCGAGGUCGCCCGCAAGCAGAUGCAGGUCGGCGCCGUCGGCGGCCGGCAGGUGUACCGCCACGUGCUCCACGCCAUGUACUGCAUCCUCCGCGGCGAGGGCGCCGCGGGCCUCUACCGCGGCCUCGGCCCCAGCUGCAUCAAGCUCAUGCCCGCCGCCGGCAUCUCCUUCAUGUGCUACGAGGCGCUCAAGAAGGUACUCGUCGAGGAGGAGGCGGCGCCGGAGCUGGAGGCGGAGUGCGCGGAGGAGAUCAAGGAGAAGGUUGCGUGAAGUGGUUUGGGCUCGCCGGCGCCGGAGAAGAUGGUGGCUGAUUGUGCAUGGGUGUGAUGAUGGAAGCAUGCAAGAAAAGAAGAAAAAAAAGAAGCAAAAAAUGGAGAGAAGUUUGUGGUUGCUGUGGUUUGAAGUUGGAUGAAUCAUCGUAGGAUUCGAUUUCCUCUGUUCAGGAGGCAUAUGGUGUGUUUUCAAUGAAGUGAUGCAUUUCAAGUUUGUUUUCAAUAUAUCUAUGUAUUGCAUUUCAAGUUUGUUUUCAAUAAAAUCUAUGUAUUUCCAGUUCAAUUUA
Oryza sativa Japonica Group (Japanese rice) is the source of this 1707-nucleotide messenger RNA. RefSeq names its product adenine nucleotide transporter BT1, chloroplastic/amyloplastic/mitochondrial. Lineage: Eukaryota; Viridiplantae; Streptophyta; Magnoliopsida; Poales; Poaceae. The record is from RefSeq and is a predicted model, not a curated record. Gene Ontology annotation, biological process: transmembrane transport.